AUGGGGUUAAACAUUUAUGAGAAUGUGGCUUAUUUACGUGGUAUAGUGAAUUCAACUUUCUCAGGUUUAUUUGUAAAAUCUGAGCCAUUUUUUAUGGCACUUAAAAAUACUCAACAAUUAAAUAAAUCUAUAAAAAGAAAAUCAAAUGUAAUUGAAAAUUCAUUUGAAAAUAAUAGUAAUUUAAAAAGUAUUGUGAAUACUGGAGUGAUUGUAAGAAAAGGAGUCAAAUUAAAUCCUUUGGAAUCUCAGGCUGCAUUUGUUCGUGUUCAAGAACUUGAAAAUCAAAUGCACAAUGAAAAAAGAAAAAAGAAAAGAUUAUGA
Messenger RNA from Entrophospora sp. SA101, 321 nucleotides. NCBI's taxonomy places the organism in Eukaryota, Fungi, Glomeromycota, Glomeromycetes, Entrophosporales, Entrophosporaceae. The record is from the annotation of a GenBank genome assembly.